GGUUUUUCGGACUCGCCGUGCUUCUCUCAGAAACAACCACUAGUUUCUAUUCCCGGGAGAUCCGUGUGUUGGAAUCGUGAGUAUAAAAACCCCUGCUUGCUAGUUUCUGGGCUUGCAAUUUCCAUUGCUUCUAGUUCUUGGUUCUUUUCUAGUGGACAGAUCACUGUGCACCUUGUCUAGGCUCGAUCGUACCUCCAGCCUGAGCCGCUGAGAAACAGCAGUCCAAACCCCUCGUCAAUUUAUAGGCCGGGUCGGUUUGUAAAUCUCAUUGCCACACUGAAGAAGUACCCCCGCCAUUCUGUUGGGACAGAACUUCUGGAUUUAAAUAGAACGGCCUUUGCUAGCCUCGUACGCUGGCCCACUUUCGCUCAUAUUCACCCUCUUAGGCAGCCCCAUUUUCGAAAAAAUGACAGCCACUUCUCCGCAGGACACGUGGGCUGUCCGAAUCAAGCGACAGGUGAAGCAGGAGUCCAACGCGUCGCUCAUUGCCGGCGGCGUGGCCGGGGCCGUCUCACGGACCUUGGUCCUGCCUUUUGAGCGGGCCAAAAUCUUGCUCCAGCUCCAGGGGCCCGAGGCACAAAAGGCGUACCGCGGCAUGUUCCCCACGAUCUGGAAAAUGUACAAAGACGAGGGCUGGCGCGGCUGGUUCCGGGGGAACACGUUGAACUGUGUCCGCAUUGUGCCGUACAGUGCCGUGCAGUUUGCCGUGUUUGAGAAAUGCAAGCUUUUGCUCCUCGGCUACAAGCACGAGGACCGGCGGCAGCUCACGGACCUCGACCGGCUCUUGGCGGGGUCCGUCGGCGGCAUUUCGUCCGUGUUGGCCACCUACCCGUUGGACUUGGUCAGGGCACGCAUCACCAUCCAAACGGCGCUGUUGAAAAAGCUCAACCGGGGCAAGCUAGUGCGGGCCCCGGGCGUGUGGGAAACUCUAAGCGACGUGUACAAAAACGAGGGCGGGCUUGUGGGCUUGUACCGCGGGAUCGUGCCCACCACGCUAGGCGUGGCGCCGUACGUGGCCCUCAACUUCGCCCUGUACGAGAACUUGCGGGAAAUGAUGAAGGAGUCCAGCCACGACUUCAGCAACCCGCUCUGGAAACUCGGGGCCGGGGCCAUCAGCAGCUUUGCCAGUGGCGUGCUCAUAUAUCCGCUUGACUUGCUCCGAAAGCGGUACCAGGUGGCCAGCAUGGCGGGCGGCGAAUUGGGCUUCCAGUACCGGUCGGUGGCUCACGCGUUGGUGACGAUUUUCAAGCACGAGGGCAUUUCGGGUGCAUACAAGGGCUUGACGGCGAACUUGUACAAGAUCGUGCCGUCCAUGGCGGUGAGCUGGCUAUGCUACGACUCUCUCAAAGACUGGAUCGCGGCGUGGUAGGUGGAGCCUGUGGCGGGCGUGAAGAUUUAUUUAAGUUCUACCAGGGACGCGGGGGAUUGUGGUGCAGGGACGAGACGUGCCAAGUGUUUCCUUCCGAUUGGGGGCAUCUUGCUCGGGACGCAGGGGAGAAGACCCACAGACCACGUGAAGUUUUUUCUGGACUAUCCUGGGUUACUACGAAAAGGACCUAUGGACUACUACGGGGACAACGUGAGGGGUGUUUAUCGCGAACGCGUAGAGAAUAUGAGAAGUCGUCACGGACUGCCCGGAGGGAAAGAAAAAAUCGUCAUGGACAUACAGCUCGGGCCGACACGCUCACUGCUGACGUGGGACAUGAGACCAGUGCUGGCGUAUGCUCGAGAGAUGGGGGCGUGCUCAGCUACAAGUAGAGAGUUCCCAUGUGGGGAAGCCCGGGCUUCGGCAGUCUGUUUCCUUGGACAUAUUUGAUGACAAUUGACAAUAUAGAAAUUCAAGAUCUAUUCACACGGCA
Molecule: messenger RNA, 1859 nt
Organism: Metschnikowia bicuspidata var. bicuspidata NRRL YB-4993
Lineage: Eukaryota; Fungi; Ascomycota; Pichiomycetes; Serinales; Metschnikowiaceae
Exons: 1
Coding region: 407-1369 (320 amino acids)
Biological process (GO): transmembrane transport
Source: RefSeq, a predicted model, not a curated record